Messenger RNA from Linderina pennispora, 1814 nucleotides. RefSeq lists its product as uncharacterized. Bases 260 to 1630 code for a protein of 456 amino acids. Lineage: Eukaryota; Fungi; Kickxellomycota; Kickxellomycetes; Kickxellales; Kickxellaceae. The transcript is spliced from 2 exons. The record is from RefSeq and is a predicted model, not a curated record.
UCUAGCGGAGUGCUCGUCGGCCUCCCACCCCAAAGAAAAAAUUGGCCAGUUCCUGGAACCAGUUCGCGAUUUGUUCUUUGUUUCUUCAACGUCCAGCUUGCAAAAAAAGGCUCUUUGAAUUUUUUUUUCUUGUACUUUUAAACCACUCUUUAGCGGUCCUAGCAUAUAGUUUUGGAGCUAAAAAAGGUUUCCUCUUGCAUAAUUCCCUCCUCGUUUUCUCCGUAAUUAGCUAUUCCCUCCUUUCCCUAUAAUUUGUAAGAUGUCGACGACACAGUGUGAGCAGACGGGCACAGCAGGGGGCGUGGGUGUGGAGGUGAGCCUGUCUCCGCAAACGCGGGGGUUUAUCGUGCCCGGACCGGGGUGCGUUCUUCGAGGCAGCGUGCGAGUUACUGCGGCGGCGGGUGCAGUGGACAAGAUCGAGGUGCGGUACCGGGGCAUUGAGGUGGUGGGUGGCACUGUGGACGACGACGUGGAUGACUUUGACGGCCAGCCGGCGCGCAAGGGGGUGCGGGUGCUGACAAGGGCGUAUUUUGAUGAGCGGCUGGUGGUGUGGGACCAGGCGACGGGGGCGGGGCUGGAGUGGGGAGCGGAGCAGACGCUCGGGUUCAGCAUCGGUAUGCCGCGGGCCAACUACCCGGCGGAGAUCAGGAGCACGCAGGGCCCUGAGUCGCAGCAUUUUGAGAUUUGCUACCAGCUGGUGGCACUGGUGUUCAAGGGCGAGGAGGUGGUGGCCCGGCACGUGCACCGGGUGCCGUUCACGCCGAGCCUGAGCAAGACGAUCGUCGAUGUGCCGCAGCCGGCGGUGUCGCGCACGGCGUACGACGACCGCGGCAACGAGUGCCUAGUGACGCGGGUCACGCUGUCGCAGCCCGAGUAUGUGCCUGGCGACCAGGUGCUGGGCGGGGUGUUUAUUGAGAUGCACAGCAAGGCGAACAAUGGCCGCACGGUGCGCAAGGCAGAGUGCCAGCUGCGCCAGCGGAUCGAGUGCCGCAUGCGUCGGUCGGGCAGCGAGGGCAGCGGGGCUGGAGCGCGGCCGCAGUCGGCGCCAGGCGAUGACUCGGAUAUUCUGUGGACGCGGGUGGUGGAUCUGGAGCCGCCACAGACGUUGACGCUGACGUCGUAUGGGGUGGGGCUGGCCGCCAUGGCCGAGGGCGCCGAGAGCAGCCAUGAGCUGCAUGGCGGCGGUGGCAGCAGUCUAAUGGCCGGAUACAAGGCGUGCAGCGCAAACAUCCACACGGUGAUGCCGAUCAACACGCCGGUGAUUGCCGGGCAUUUCCUGGCGUUCACAUAUGAGCUGCUGGUCACGGCGACCGUGGCGGGGCUGGCCUGGGGCAUGCAGAAGGUGUCGACGCGCACGGCCAUCGGCAGCCUAGCCGAGGCUGGAUCGCCGACCUGCGAGAGCGCACCGGCGAGCGCCUUUGGCACCGUCAACUCGAGCGUGUCGCUCAAGUCGAUGGACGAUCCGAACCGGUUCUCGGUCGAGGCCUUCAAGCAGCAGGGCAAGUCGCGGUUCAGCAUGAUGACCAUCAACACCGUGGCUGCUCGUGACUGUCGGCGUCAUGCCCAAUGCAGUCGAGAUUAUGCGCGCAAAGACCGAGGACCCGGUCAAGCCGAAGCUGUUUUUGGAUGACCAGGCGGACUCUGAGAUCCUGGGCGAGCCAGACAGCCGCAGGCACAGUGGCGUGAUGGCUGAGGUGGAGGACGCGCCAGAGAAGCCCGAUUCGGCACAGCAGAGCUGCGGGUCCUCGGACAUCCUGUCGGCUGUUGGCAAUAGCAGCAGCAGCAACCACCGGUCGACGAUGAACCAGGGCGUG